Molecule: messenger RNA, 2432 nt
Organism: Psylliodes chrysocephalus
Lineage: Eukaryota; Metazoa; Arthropoda; Insecta; Coleoptera; Chrysomelidae
Source: the annotation of a GenBank genome assembly
AUAAAUGUCAUUUAAAAGCACCACAAAAGCACCCUAGAAAACUCCGCUCCUGUCCCGUUCCAGAACCGCCAAACCGAACGCUACUUGUGUUGUGUUUACAAAAUUUUAACAACCUAUUUAACCUUACUUUUUUUCUUUUCUGUUCAAAAUGUUGCUCAAAAAUGUUUAUAAAUCAAUUUCACAAACUUCGAGAUUGAUGUAUAAUUAUUCAGUUAGAAAACGAAGACCCUUUCAAAGUAAACUAGUUCAUCGAAAUGCAUUGUUGGACGAACUUGAAAUAAAUAAGGAAAAACUUCCAUCUGAAUGGAAAAUAAUUCGACAAGAAUUUCUUAAUGACAACAAAAUUACAGAAAAUAGUGUUGAUGCUGUUAUUUUAGGACAUUGUAUAAGUAAAAAUAAUUAUUCGUUAGGAUCGUCUUACAUUAAUUUUCUGAAUAAAGAGAAUAUUAAGUUUACACUUGCCGCAUCAGGUAAAUAUUUCAAGUUACUUUAUUUUAUUAAUAAAGAAGAUCGUUUUGUGUCGGGCAACUCGAUAAAAAAAGAUCAAGAACAAUUUAUUUUAAAAAAAUUCGGUGAAAUAAGACAACAACAUAAAAUUUUGGAUUCCAUAACUCUAGAAGGUUCAAUUGGUGCCUUAUCUCUAACCCAUGAAUGGAAAAAAUGUCUUGAUUUACUUAACGAAAUUAAAGUAACUACAACUCCAAAUGGUAACGCAUAUAGUAACAUCGUUUCUGCAGCAUUUUUAAAUAACGAAGAAAGUUUAGGCUGGUCUUUACUACAAGAAAUGAUUUUGUAUAACAGAAACAUUGACGAAAUCGUAUAUUUUGCUUAUAUAAAUUAUUUGAAGAAGUUGAAAACAGGCAAAAAUCGUAUCAGUCAAUUAGAAAAACUCUUUGUAUUUUUGGAAGAAAAUGAUAUUGUAUUGAAUUCAAGUGGGGUUCCUCUAAAAAUAGCUGAAUUAGGUAAAGAGUUAGAUUUGGAAACUAUGUCUACGAGGGUAACCAAUAAAGGAAUGUGUACUGGUUGCAAUAAUUAUCUAAAAAAAUUUAGACUUACGGAUGAAGAAUUUGCAGAGUUAAAAAAUACAUUAUUUAAAAAUGUGAUUAUUGGAAAGGAUAUAUUUUCAAAAACAGAUCCAAAAGAAGUAGGAAGAUUCAAGGAAUUUGUAGAUAAACAAGAGGAAUUUGAUGUCGUUUUAGAUGGUUUAAAUGUUGCUUAUUCAGCUGGAACUGGACAUUCAACUCAAGUGUUGUCUGGUCUAGUGGCUUCAUUAGUUUCACACUUUGUUCAUCAAGAUAAGAAAGUACUGGUAGUGGGAAGGUACCACAUGAACCAAUGGCAUAAAGAAAAUUGGAAUUAUAUUACACAAAAUUCAACUGUAUUUCUUACAAAAAACAUUUCCCAAGAUGACCCAUAUUUACUCUAUUGUGCUUUGAAUUCUGGAAAAGACACAAUUAUAGUCACAAGAGAUUUAAUGAGAGGACAUAAAUUUCUUUUAAAGGAUCCAAAAUUAAGAAUAUUAUUUAAUAAGUGGCUGUCCCAGAGGCAGUAUCAAUUGAUGAAAGUUACUGGGCCUGGCAAGCCAAUUUUCAGAUAUCCACCAGCAUUUACUCUAAAUGCUCAGAAAAUUGGAGAUAAUUGGCAUAUACCAUUUAAAGAUAUGAGUGAACAAAUCAACUGGAUGUGCAUAAAAUGCCAGACUUUAUACUGACUUUACAAAAAUAAUAAUUACUUUGCUUACUAGUUUUUAAAAUAAAACUAAAGGGAAAUUCAUACUAAAAGAAAAUUCAUUUUUCAUGUCAUUUCAAAUUGAAAAUGUGUGUUAUCAUCUACCAGAUUUAGAUUUUAUACCCUAUUUAAAAACUAUUUUUUUAAAUAAUUUAUUAUCUGUGAUAAAACUAUAUUAAUUUAAGACUAAUAAAUACAACUCACUUUUCUUCUUAAAUGUAAUUUUUGUAUUUAUACCAUUCUAAAUGCUCAGAAAAUUAGAAGAUACCCAGACAGCACACCAAAUCCUUUGGAUAUCUACUGAACAUCCCAAUAUCCACUGAAUGUCCAGUCCAUGGUCGAUAUCUAUUUUAUAUCUAUGAGAUGUAAUUUAUAGACAUGCAAAUGUCCAUAAAUAAUAGUAAUUAUAUAGCAAAUUAUUAAAAAAUUACGCCAUUGUGGCUAAUAGUACUGUUCAGAUAUUUAAGGUCAAUUCAUAAACUACGUUCAGUUCGAGUUCAACAUAAACAGAGCAAAAUGACACGGUAAGUAUGUUUUGGAUAAGAAGUUAUAACAGAUUCAUAAUUAUUUUAUAACCAACACCAUCUACCAAUAUAAUUAAAACAAAAAUAACACUAAAAUAUAAUUUUAUUUUGUGGAAUUUGUGGUUAUGUCUUGCCAACUGCAACUGAGCGGGAACUGAACGUAGUUUAUGAAUCCACCUU